AUGUCCGCUUCUAGUUCAGGGCUGAAGCCAAGAUUGCUGUCUACGGAUGACGAUCAGCAGCAGUUGGCAGCCGCGGGAGCCACAAAAGCUGCCAAAAUCAGCCUCCAGCUCGAUGAUAUUGCCCUUUCUCCGCGCUACUCGUACGGAGGUGUCAGGCAAAAGUUUUCGCCGUGGGGCAGGUCGCUCCCGAGGCGAGGCAGGGGGCCGGGGGCGGCUCAAGGACAGGCCUAG
Molecule: messenger RNA, 231 nt
Organism: Gaeumannomyces tritici R3-111a-1
Lineage: Eukaryota; Fungi; Ascomycota; Sordariomycetes; Magnaporthales; Magnaporthaceae
Exons: 3
Coding region: 1-231 (76 amino acids)
Source: RefSeq, a predicted model, not a curated record